GUCACCGCGAUACAACAACUUCCACGCGGCACCAUGUCGUCGUCAUCGAUUGGGAACACGGCCAUCAAGCGCAUCCGAGCGGAUGUGCGUGAGAUGAUGACGGAUCCCAGUGAUCAGUACUUUGCCGCGCCAUUGGAGGACAACAUGUUUGACUGGCACUUCACGAUUCGCGGUCCGCGGGACACGGAGUUUGCCGGCGGUGUGUACCAUGGGCGUAUUCUCCUGCCAUCGGACUACCCGUUCAAGCCUCCCAACAUCAUCCUACUUACGCCGAACGGUCGGUUUGAGGUAAAGAAGAAGAUCUGCUUGAGCAUAUCUGCGUAUCAUCCCGAGCAUUGGCAGCCAGCAUGGGGCGUUCGGUUGAUCCUCGAAGCCUUGAUCAGUUUCAUGCCCACGAAAGGCGAAGGCGCGAUUGGAGCGUUGGAUUUUACCCCCGACGAGCGCAAAGCCCUAGCGUUGGAGUCGGUCCGAUGGACAUGUCCGCAAUGCGGCGACAUCAACGCCCUCAUCCCGGAAGAACGUGAGACGGAGACUGCGACAGAGUCCAAAUACGCAUCUCAGAUCGCCCAACUGCACAUUCACAACAUGGAGACCCCCGACGUCCAACCAGACCACGACGCGGAUGCUUCUUCGGAACCAACUGCCGCCCCAGCUCCAGCCGAUUCGAAUCCCCCUUCCGCCAUCCCGUCAUUGGCCCCGCCUCCAUUGGCCGAAGUUCCCGCCGACACGAAUGAUCUCCCUGUCCCAGUACCACCCCUCCAUCAACCAGCGCCGGCCCCCGUCGUCCAUCGACCCCCGACUCCUCCCACGGCGGUGGCGCGACGUCAACCCGAUUUUGUCGACAGUGUCCUCCAAGGCAUCUCCACAGCCCUCCUCUUGGCCCUUAUCGCCCUCGUCUACAAGAAGCUGCUUCAUCUCAACGGCAACAUGAUUGCCGAUUAGUAUUGUAGAUGAUUCGAUACGAAUUUCCAACCUCGUCGAAUAAUCGAAUCACGAAUCGACGCGAUUGGCUAAUCUAUUUUGAGCGGAUUUGAUUGGCUCUUACAGAAAGAACAAGACUAU
Messenger RNA from Aphanomyces astaci, 1062 nucleotides. RefSeq lists its product as hypothetical. NCBI's taxonomy places the organism in Eukaryota, Oomycota, Saprolegniomycetes, Saprolegniales, Verrucalvaceae. The transcript is spliced from 6 exons. Bases 34 to 942 code for a protein of 302 amino acids. The record is from RefSeq and is a predicted model, not a curated record.